AUGACGGCACGUGUAAAUUGUGUUGAAACGUUAUGUGCUUUGUUAUUAAAGAAUUACGCAGUUUGUCAUUUAGCGGCUGAGGUUUGUAAAUUCGGGGAAAUCCACACAGAUUAUUUGUUUGAGUGUAUGAAAUGUGAAUCAGUUUACAAAUAUAACACUGUGAUAUACAAUGGGUCUAAUUUUGAUUUCAUACUACCAGGAAUUGGUAACGCCAAAUACGACUCUGUUAUUUGGUACUAUAAAAAACCACACGCGUCUCAGCUGGACGUGAUAGGAUACUGGCUCAACGGUGAAACAGAAAUAAACAAACCAUUCCAUGAUAAAGUAGAAGUCCGUAAUCAAGGUCAACAUAAUAUGACCUUACACGUUGAAGAAUUGGAGUCGUAUGAUACCGGAAUUUAUGAGCAAGCCGUGGUCCUAGCUAAUUCCACGGAAAGAAAAAUCAAAAAACAUUUAGCUGUCCCAUAUAAAGUUUGGAGAUUUUGUUCAGAUAUAGAUUCGGUUAAAUUACAGGAUAUACCUCCUUUAGAAAAUAAAACAGUAAUAGAACAGUUUUUAAAAGUUUAUUCAGAUAAUUUUAGUUAUAGUUCAAAACCUUGUGAUGAUACAAAAAUUACCAGUGGUCUGUGGGUGUUAGCAGAAUUUCUAAAUGGAAACGUGUCCUGUCUGUCAUCUAAAUCUAAAGUCACAUGUACAGAUGGCACAGCUGAUCAUUUGAUAAAUAGAAACAGAGAAAACACAUACUCUAUAGUUUUAAUGACACUAGUAUUAGUUAGUGAGUUUCUGGUGAAAAUAUGUUUAUAA
Messenger RNA from Lottia gigantea (owl limpet), 804 nucleotides. RefSeq lists its product as hypothetical. The record is from RefSeq and is a predicted model, not a curated record. Bases 1 to 804 code for a protein of 267 amino acids. NCBI's taxonomy places the organism in Eukaryota, Metazoa, Mollusca, Gastropoda, Lottiidae. The transcript has 7 exons.